This is a messenger RNA of Symbiodinium sp. CCMP2592, 5550 nucleotides long. The record is from the annotation of a GenBank genome assembly. NCBI's taxonomy places the organism in Eukaryota, Dinophyceae, Suessiales, Symbiodiniaceae.
AUGGCGAGGCUCACAAAGACGGUAGCGGUGACCCUCAUGGCCAUGCUCGCUGCAGUCCUCCAGGGCUGUGGAUGCGACACGAGCAACCUUGCCAGCUGCACCAGCAGCGCAUCUGGCUGUGACGGACUGACCACUUACAUGAACUGCGUGAAAGAUGCCGGCUGCUGCGACUACGAAUCCGGUGGGGCCAAGGUCAAGGACGGCUUCGAAGCGAUGGUGGCCCUAGUGAAUCUCGUGCCAGGAAAUGACUGCACCUUGAAUAGUGCCGACAGUGAGGAGCUGGAGGCAGCUGGGGAGAGCCUGGCUGUGCACUGUCCCCCUGGCAUGGAUCCAUGCCGCUAUGGGAAGGCCUGCUACAACCGGAAGCCUGGUCACCGAAAGAAGUACUGGCACCCUGCAGAUCCUGCAAAAAGAGACUGCCGCCGAGAGGCCUGCCGCUACGGCUCCGGCUGCUACAGGCGGAGCACAGCCCAUCUGGAGCGGUAUGCGCACCCCGGAGAUCGCAACUACCGCAAGGGGCUUGUCAAAUUCGGCAGCCAUCGGCCGCAGUUCGAGACUCUGUUGCAGCUGUUUGACUUCCACGAUCCAGAGGAGUCCGGAUACCUGCAGAAGGAGGAGUUCGGUCAAACUUUCGAGUACUGCAGCAAGGAUAACUCAGGAGCUGAGCAAAUCGACAGCGAGUGGGAGGCAGCAGGUGGUACAGCCACGGGCUAUGUGAAUUUUUCGCGCUUCGCCAGCUGGGCUGCGCAACACUGCUCGCUGCCGAUAGGGCUUAGCGAAGCCGGUCAGUCGAGACCCUGCCAGUUCCGCAACCGCGAUGGUGACGACAGCUCCUGUAGCUGUGCCGAGUUUUCCGCGGUUGGGUCUGGAAGACUCUGUGAGUGUGGCCACAAAGAGAGCUGUCACAGGUCAAUCGCAGAUGUCUUGUCCAUCGGAGAGGAUGCGCUGAAGCAUUGGCAAACCGCCGACGACGGCUCUUUGCUGGAUGGGCUGGUGAACGUUGAAAGCGACGAUGUCAUCAGCAGAAUGCAGGAGCUUUUCAACCAGACACACAAGACCAGCGACAACUGGACCCGGGACCGCGGCUGCGCUCUCCAUGGUCGGAGCCAUCCUGAGUGCGACGCCGGCUGUCUACGGAAGAAUGGCCACCGAGUUCCAAAGGGCUUCGUCGUCAAGAAGGUUUUCCGAAAUCAGAACCUUGACCUGUGGAAGCAUUACGUGUUGAUGCGGAAUGCCAUCAGUAGCGAGUGUGGUGAGGAUUCCAGCUUCUCCAGUGUCUCUGUGCAUGCGGACGUCACGGUGGAAGCCGGUAUGUCCGACACCAGCAACGAGUGGCGCCUAUUUCACGGCACGAACAUCGAUGCCUCGCGUGGGAUAUGCGGAAGCAACUUUCGCUUGGCCCUUUCGGGCACCGGUGCUACUUGGAAGGAGCCUGGGGAAGCAAAAGGCUCUCCGCUCUAUGGCUUCGGAAUCUAUCUCGCAGAGAUGGUCACGAAGUCGGAUGAGUACGCCGACCCCCUGCCCGAGGGCGAGGAAGAGGAAGGCCUACACGCCAUGCUAGUGGUACGAUGCGUUGGAGGUCGCGCGAACGUGAUCGAGACAAAUGAGAUCGACAAGGAGCAGUUGAAGAAAGAAGUCUUCGACGGCCCAUACCACUCUGUCUUCGGUGACAGAGUGAAGACAUUAGGCAAGCCCUACCGGGAGAUCAUCGUGUACGACAAAGAUCAGAUUUAUCCUGAGUAUCUUGUACUUUACGAGCGGACUUUGAAGGAGGAGGAGCGCAAGGUAGUGGCAAGGGAGGGCCUGGUGGAACCGCUUCGUCUCAAAGAUGUGAACCUCAUGGCAGCAGCCGUUGCAGAGGGCGAACAUGCUGGGCUCGAGGAGGAGGAGUUGGCCGAGAUCAGGGCCGCCCUGGCUUUGGAGAAGGCCAAAGCUGACGCAAGAGUUGCGCUUCAACGGGCAACGAAGUCGCGACAGGUGCAGCAGCUGCAAGCCGCACUGCAGGAGGCAGAAAGUUGUCAUUUGGAGGGCGCCGAGGUCUAUGAGGCCAAGCGAACCUUGGUCGACGAGCAGACCAAGAUUGCUGCCAGGUCGACAGUCGACAAGGCAGUGCAAAGCCGUGACGUCACAGAGCUGAAGGCUGCACUCAAGCAGGGCCUUUCCAGCGGACUGGAGGAAGGUGAGCUCCAAAGAGCACGAAUGAUCCUCAAGCAGGAGGAGAUCAAGCUUGAGGCCCAGGCUACUUUGGAGAACGCGCUGAAGAGCCGUGACAUCGAGGAGCUCCAGACGGCCAUCCGACAGGCACAGGCCGCGAGCCUCGAUGCGGCGCAGCUGCGCCCGGCGCGAGCGGCUCUGGAGGAGGAGCAGAAAAAGGUCCAGGCGAAGUCUGGGCUAGAGAAAGCAAUCAAGCGCAGGGAGAUGAAAGCGCUGCGGAAAGCACUGGCCGAGGGUGAAGCUGUCGGCUUGGGCCAGGAAGCAGAGGAGAUGCGGAUUGCCCUCGAGACUUUGGCCGUCGAGGAGGCGAAGGCGGCAGCGAAAGAGCAGCUGGCUCACGCCCUGAACAUCCUCUCCUACGACAGCAUCGACACGCUGCGAGCCGCCAUCGAUGUGGCGGUAGCUGCUGGCUUGGACUCUGUCUUGGUGGAUCCUGCGAAAGCCAAGCUGGCCACUCUCGAGCGGCAGAUCUCCGCCAAGCGAGAGCUGGAAGACGCGCUGGCCAGCGGAGGAUUGAGUGACCUCGCAGCCGCCAUCAGCCGGGCAGAGGGUGCAGGACUUGCAUCUGCGGAUGAGCACCUCACUUCGGCGAGACAGACCCACGCUGCGGAAAAGCGACGUGUCAAAGCACGCCAAGGCCUUUUCGAUGCCAUCCAGACGCGCAACAUCGAGCAGCUUCACAAGGCCAUCGAGGAGGGCCGCGCUAGUGGCAUCCCGGAGGAGGAGGUCCAGGAGGCCAGCGACAUCCUCUCGGAGGAGGUGCGCAAGGCGCAUGCGCACGACGCCCUCCAUCGAGCGACCUGGAGUAGGAGCAUUCUCGAUCUCCGCGCCGCCAUCCUCGAAGCCGAAGAUGCCGGGGUGGACGAGGAGGAGCUGAUGGAAGUGAGGCAGCUCUUGGGCCUCGAGGAGCGGCGCGCAGACGCCCGCGCAGCGCUGGACGCGGCCACGCAGGGCCGUGACGUGGAGGCUCUGGAGGAGGCCCUUGAGGAGGCCGAGGCCUGCGGCCUCACUCCGAAAGAGACGGAAGUUGCGAGGCAGGUUUUGGCUGAAGAGAACCGGAAGCUAGCCGCACUCGAAGGGCUACACAAGGCCACGGCCUCCCGCACGGCGGAGCUGCUCUCCGCGGCCAUCGCCGAAGCCGAGGCUGCCGGGCUCGAAGCCCCGGAACUCGACGAUGCCCGCAGCGCCCUGGCGCACGAGCAGCAGAAAGCAGCCGCACGCACCAGUCUGGCUCGCGCGGCCAGCAGCAGGCAGAUCGGUGGCCUUCGCGACGCACUUGCCGAGGCUAUCAACCUCGGUCUUCCAAGCGAAGAGCUCGGAGCUGCUCAGAUGGCUCUGCGGCAAGAAGAGCGCAAGGAAGCGGCCAAAGACGCUUUGGCGGAGGCCAUGAUGAAGCCUGAGAUCGGCACGCUGGAAAUGGCCUUGCAGGAGGCGCUCCAAGCCGGUCUGCCGGAAGCCGACUGCUUGCCGGCGCAGGCAGCCCUUGAAGAUGCGAAGCAUCUCGCCGAGGUGCGCGGAGCCCUGGACUUGGCCAUGCGCUCACGCGAUGCCAGGAGGCUCUUUGAGGCUCUGCUGGCCGCGGAGCAGUGCGGCCUGGCACCGGAGGAGUUGGCCGCGGGCGAGGCGGUUCUCAAAGAGGCCCGGCUUCGUGAAUCCCGCGCUGCGCUGCAGAAAGCCGUGGCCACGCAGGACGUGUCCACGCUCUUCCACGCCGUGGCGGAGGGCGAAGCUGCGGGGCUCGACCCGGAGGACCUGGACUCCGCGAAGGCGGCUCUACAGGAAAAGGUCCGGAAGGCCACGGAGGACGGCGAGGAGCUCCUUUUCGGAUCUCGUGCCACUCUACUCCCGCCGGCUGGGGAUCUCGCCUUCGAGGUGGCCCGGCAGUCGCUGAGUGCCAAGGGCUUCGGCGGCUUCGAUUGGAAGGUGCGCGAACACCUGGCUUUUGGCACCGUGGCCGUCGGCCAGGAGUUGGCGGCCACACUGGAGAGAGCUUGGUUCGCCAAGAAGAUGAACAUCUUGGAGGAGCUGUGUCAGAAUCUGCAGAGCUGCUUGGUGACUAGCAACGGGAAGGCCUCGAAGCCGCAAGCUUUGGACAAGACGAUCCUUCUGAAACUGGGUCACGAUAUCAAGUCCCGCAUCCACCCCCAGACGGAUGUAACGUGGAUGAACUUCCCGAUUGCGUUGGCCACCAUGCUGCUUUACACGCAGCAGGACGUCGACACGGACAGGACCUUUCUUUUCCUGGACUGUCCUUCCUCGGCGGUGGGGCCUCAACUUUUUGCAGAAAGGAAGGAGGCGUAUGACACCUACCGAAGUCGGAGAGGCCCCGCCCGUAACCCGAUGCUCGCCGCGCAGGUGGGACGCGUAGCCACCGCCGUGCUCCACUCUGCUCUCAGUGCCGGGAUGCGGCAGGGUGCGGAUCCAGUCGUCGAGCUGCCCCUGCGACAGUGGGUCAAGAGUGCCUGCUUACUAAGCGUUUGCCGUCAGAAGUUUGAGGAGCCUCGAGUUCUCACGCGCAUGCUUAUGAAUCUUUCCGACCGCGGAAUACAGGAGCUCCGGAAGAAACAGAAGGAUGACGUCAUUGUGUGCCCGCAGAUCCUAAGCACAUCUGCGAACCCGGCCUACGUCGACAAGUACCUCUUUCACGGUGCCGCAAAUCUGGAGCAGCAUGUCAUCCUGACUAUUCGCAAUGUCACUGAGUGUUUGGACCUCGCCGCCCUCAGCCAGUAUCCGGAAGAGCAGGAAGUGUUGCUGCCCCUGCUGUCAGUGCUGCGGGUCGAGGAGGUGUCUGCAGUCCCAGGGCAAGCGCUGAGAGUUUCGUGUCAAUUCCAAGGGUCCAUGAUGAGCAGCCGGCUGCGUGCCGCGUGCCUCUCCGACCUGGCAAUGGCCUCCUACGACCUGCUACAAGGCAUCCGGCCGCUACCGGAGAAGACGGUCGAUCUGACAAUCUCAACCCAACGUCCGUCGGACAUCGAGCCGCAUCAGUACACAGCUAAAGUCUUCCAAUCGUUGGUUACGAUCUUCGAAGCGAUCGACCGGCGGGGUGCCUGGAUGAUAAGUCGCGCAGACUACAGCUGGGCACAGGAGGUGCUGGCGAGGAGCUUCGGCGUGAAGCGCGUGCUUCGCAAGCUCACCACGUACUUUGCAAAGAGCAGCAUCGACCUCACGUUGCACAGAUUCUUCUUGCUUGCCAUGCCUGGAGCCACCGACUACCAACUCGAGCGAGCGUACCGCUGGACGGCCCGAUUCUUACGGAAGCAACACCGGGGAGAGGCUCUGGCAGAGUCGCCCGCAGGAUCCCCCGUCACGCCGCAGCUAGAUCUGGAGGUGCCCUGA